AAUGAAAUUGCCCAAUCAAAUUUCAUAGAGACAACCUAACCGACAUGAACAAGGAAAAAAGAACCAUUAAUCAGUAAAUAAAAUGCUACAACCUUAAAGGGGGUGAUUGCAAGGUCACCCUCAUAUAUCCUACACCUACACAAUAUUGCUUAGCUUUUUGUUUGCUUACACCAACAUAUCUUUAAAUCAAUCCCUCUUUCUCUACUCCUCUCUCAGGAAGAUUCAGAGUCAGCUCAUCAGAUCUCUGUCUCUCUCUGUUUGUCCCAAGAUGAAGAACAACAACAGUAGUAACACCAAGCUAAUCCUCCUCCACCCCUACAUCCAGAAACAAGGCAGCUCCAACCGCCUAUGGCUCCUAGCCUUCGUUUCCUUCUUCACGCUUGCAUUCCUCCUCACGCUCAUCUACACUAGAGAGUCCACAAACACUGCUGCUGCCGCUGCCGUAGGCUCCUCCACCUUUGGCAGUGCGCCGCUGGCAACCACUGUCAUCAACACCCUCAUCCACUACGCCUCAAUAUCCAACCACUCAUUCCACAUGUCGUACGCGGAGCUAAAGCAAAUCUCUGACGUGCUUCGGAAGUGCUCGUCCCCGUGCAACCUCCUGGUGUUCGGCCUCACCCACGAGACCCUUCUCUGGAAAGCCCUCAACCACAACGGCAGGACGGUGUUCAUCGACGAGAACCGGUACUACGCCGCUUACGUGGAAGAGAAACACCCAGAAAUCGACGCCUACGACGUGCAGUACACGACGAAGCUGAGCGACCUCCACGAGCUCGUAGCUUCGACAAAGAAACAGAUACGGAACGAGUGCCGGCCGGUGCAAAACCUGCUGUUUUCGGAGUGUAAGCUCGGGCUUAACGACCUUCCCAACCAUGUGUAUGAGGUGGACUGGGAUGUCAUAUUGGUGGACGGGCCGCGCGGGGAGUGGCCGGACGCUCCGGGUCGGAUGUCACCCAUAUUCACCGCCGGCGUGCUUGCGAGGAGCAAGAAGAGCGGGAACGCUAAGACGCACGUGCUUGUGCAUGACUUCUAUGGGGAGGUGGAGAGGGUUUGUGCGGAUGAGUUUUUGUGUAGAGAGAAUUUGGUGGAGUCGAGUGACAUGCUUGGGCAUUAUGUUUUGGAGAGAAUGGAUGCGAAUAGCUUCGAGUUCUGUCGCAACAGCACAGCAACAAAAGCUUCAUCUUCUUAGCUAGCUAUGCUCUAUUUUCAUCGUUCGUCAUCUCCAUCUUCAUAAUCAGCGUAGUCCCAGUGGGUCAAUCGCAUAAAGUACUGGUGAAAGUGGCUAUUUAUGAUCAUUUUGAUCUUUUUAAGAACAACUUGUUGCUCGGGUGGCCGGGGUAUGUAAAAAAUAAUUCUUUUGCCAUUGCAAACUGUAAUUUCAUUGAAUUCAAGAUUCUGCUUUUCCAUUA
Molecule: messenger RNA, 1409 nt
Organism: Alnus glutinosa
Lineage: Eukaryota; Viridiplantae; Streptophyta; Magnoliopsida; Fagales; Betulaceae
Product: protein IRX15-LIKE
Exons: 1
Coding region: 269-1189 (306 amino acids)
Biological process (GO): xylan biosynthetic process
Source: RefSeq, a predicted model, not a curated record